UCACAACAACCCUUGACUUCCCUACCAACUAGCGGACAGAAAGACUGCGAAGACAUCAAGGUUCUGCUAACACAUCAGCCAAAUGACUUGUAAAGCAGAAGUUGAACAGAGAAUAUAAUCGGCAAAAAAAUGGCAGAUGACGGCAUGGACUACAAUAUUGUGUUUCCAGAUGCAUUGAUCUCGGAAAGACAUUGGCAUGGAACAAAGGAACCUGUUGUCAUACUGCUGGGAUGGGCUGGGUGCAAAGACAAACAUCUUGCAAAGUACAGCUCCAUUUACAACGAGCAGGGAUGUGUCACAAUUUGCUACACUGCGCCUUUGAAGACAGUAUUUGUCUCUGAAUCUUUUGGCUACAAGGAGCUGAGUAUCACUGCCCACAAACUGCUUGAGAUACUCUAUGAUUACGAUGUGGAAAACAGCCCCAUAUUUUUCCAUGUGUUCAGCAACGGGGGAUUCAUGCUGUACCGCUACAUGGUUGAGCUCUUGCAGAGUCAUAAACAGUUCAGCACCCUGUGUGUAGUUGGGUCUGUGGUGGACAGCGCCCCGGGGAAUGGGAACGUGAAGGGGGCGUUACGGGCCCUUACAGCCACUUUGGGAACCAAAAUCAAUGUGAUGCUUAGGUAUGCUCUCUUAGUACUGUUUGCGGUGACUGUUUUCCUGCUCAGAGUGGUUCUGUACCCCUUGACCAAGUACAUCCACAAGAAUCACUAUGAUGCCUUCCGGGACGUCCCUCCCACCUGGCCACAGCUGUACUUGUACUCCAGGUCUGAUCAAGUGAUCCCGUACACUGAUGUUGAGCUAAUGAUCCAGGUGCUUAAGGGUAAAGGCAUUCCUGUAGAAAGUUUUGACUUCAACACCUCAUCCCACGUGAGCCAUUUCUGUGACUUUCCAGAGGAGUACUCCGGGCGAUGUCUGGCUUUCCUGAACAACUGCAUGAAGGAUUCAGAAGGAACUCAAGCUAAACGGCGACAUUUGAUUCAGAAUUAAAAGCACACCACUGGUGUGAAAAUCUAUGGCACUUCUUGUUUUUGUGAUUCUACUGUAAUGUUACAUAUUUAUAAAUCUGUAUUAAGACUGGUAACAAAGUGCCGGCAAGAUGAAAAUGGAUUGAUACUAUUUGUGGGUCCUUAAAAUCUUUAGUCUACUGGUUGUAAUUCCAAGACAAUGUCACUGACUAAGAAUGUAUGUACUAACUAAACACGUGUUUUACUAUUGUGCCUUCCAUUCAUUUAAAAAAAGCACUUGGUCAAAAAUGCAUAUAUCUAGAUUGCUUUGUAAGAUUAACCAUUGUAGUUGCUAUGGCCCAUUAAAUGAUUAAGCCAAGUUUCUUGUGAAAUUCUAGGUUUGAAUAUUUUAUUCUGAUUACAUUUUGUCUUGUGCUAAAGUGGAGGAACAUUCCAUUUGAACUGUCUACUGAAAUAGUAAACAUUGCAUCAC
Messenger RNA from Esox lucius (northern pike), 1437 nucleotides. RefSeq names its product transmembrane protein 53 (gene tmem53). The transcript is spliced from 3 exons. Lineage: Eukaryota; Metazoa; Chordata; Actinopteri; Esociformes; Esocidae. The coding region runs from base 130 to 987 and encodes 285 amino acids. The record is from RefSeq and is a predicted model, not a curated record.